This is a messenger RNA of Syngnathus acus (greater pipefish), 3574 nucleotides long. Its product is annotated as PH and SEC7 domain-containing protein 4. Gene Ontology annotation, molecular function: guanyl-nucleotide exchange factor activity; phospholipid binding; protein binding. The coding region runs from base 493 to 3021 and encodes 842 amino acids. The record is from RefSeq and is a predicted model, not a curated record. The transcript has 18 exons. Gene Ontology annotation, biological process: regulation of ARF protein signal transduction. NCBI's taxonomy places the organism in Eukaryota, Metazoa, Chordata, Actinopteri, Syngnathiformes, Syngnathidae.
CUGCAGGGUCUAACGGCGAACGACCCACCCGACCGGAGCCACGUCGUUAAUGCUAACAUUUUUAUGGUGCUACACCAUUAUUAAUGCACACUAAGAAUGUAGUUCAAAUAGCACAUUUAGCUCCACAAUAUCCUUCUUGGACGUCGCCGUUCUCGACAUUGCAACGCAGCCACGGAAGCUAAACUCGGACCAACCGCAAGAAUGCUUACAUAAAUGCUAGCUCUUCUCUUUCCUCGUCCUCUUCACGUCUCGAAACGAACGCUCUCACCUAUCUAGGGAAACUCCAAACGUGGCCCAUGCGCGAGCGACGGCGCCCGCUGACAUGCUGCUCACCGCAAAGAGGGCAGCCGUGCAGCUAGUUUGUGGCACUCAGCAGAUGAAAAAGCUCACAAACCGGGGGAUCAUAUGAUGCUGCUUUUACUAACCCUCAGGGUGAUCUGCGAGCGGCACUCCACUGCCUGAGAAGAAGCGACCUUGGCGGGGGAAACUCCGAUGGAGGAGGAGCAUCUGGGCUCCCCGCAAUUGGAUCUGACUGAUUCGGACCCCUGGCUGCCUCGUGAUCUUCAGCACUUGAAUGGGGAGGCCAAGGGUGAAAUAAAGGAGACGACGAUAUGGCUGAUGCGGGAUGUGAGCUGCGGCGCUGUCGCCGCCGCGCUUUCCUUCGCCACAGCGCAAUGGGAGAUCCCUGACGGCGUCGCCGAGAGGACAUCUUUCAGAACUGACUGCGAUUCUGGACACGAUAUUUCGCUGCACGAACCUUGUCAUGGUGAUGAAGUGGAACAUAGAGAGGAACAAAAUGAUGCUGACUCAUCAGUGAACCUGACAGGAAAUGACUUCAAGCCAUGUGAUGAUGCCGCAGCGGCUCAAGAGCCCACAACGCAACAAAGGGAACAUUCAACGCAUCAGAUCGUAGACGACAGUCAUAACGCAUUGAAAUCUGACUCGGAGGAGGAGGAGGAAGACGGCGUCACGGCCAAUGCGGUUAGUACCACUGCGGAUUUACGGCCGGACAAACCACGGGAGGAGGAGACAAAUGUGGCGAUGACAGGGCGCGCCGACUCAGCGGGAGCUCAAACUUCAUUUCGAGGUUCCAAGAUGGCGGACGGGAGCCAAGCGGGGAAUGGAACCAAUGACGAAUGCGUCUCCAACACUGUGGAGGCACCGGCGCAGCCAAAGCAAACUGACAAUACCGGACCAACCUUAAAGGUUCUUGCUGCAGGAAGUCAAAAGGUCCCAGCAGCUCAUGAUGCAGGGAAAGAACCGCAAAAGUUAUCCCAUGACAACGGGCUGCCCCAAAAACACUGUGAAGACCCGGUCCAGUUGGAACAGCCUCAACUUUCAGAAGAACCACACUCUUCAAACCAGCUUGCGGAUCCCGCUGGCAAAGAGAGGAAGGUCGAGACUAAGCCAUCGCACCAAACCAAGCAUGAGGUCUCUUUGGUACUUACUCUUACCAAUCAAGCCCCAAAGUCAAACGAGGCGCAGGCAAGCGCCCUAAACGGAUCCGGGCCGGUACUUGUGGCGAACGGUGAGCCAAGGAGAACGGCCGAGUCGGCGGCGGCACUUUGCAUGAACGGAGGCGAUAUGGACCGGGAGAAGGUGCUCCAGCUCGCAGAGCGGCUCUUCAAGCUGGAUGGGAUCCAGCGUGUAGAUGUGGUCAAGCACUUGGACAAAGACAACUCCUUCAGUCGUGCAGUUGGCGAAGAGUACCUCAGGUUCUUUGACUUCACUGGGCAAACUCUGGCUCAAGCUCUGAGGUCUUUCCUUAAAGUGGUCAUCCUGCUCGGAGAGACGCAGGAGCGCGAGCGGGUGCUCCAGCACUUCGCCGGCCGCUACCAUCAAUGCAACCCGGACUCCUUCUCCUCACCAGGGGCUGUGCUCGCCAUCACCUGCGCUCUGAUGCUCCUCAACACGGACCUGCACGGACAGAACGUAGGCAAAGCCAUGUCCUCGUCCCGGUUUGUGUCCAACCUGGAGGGCAUGAAUGACGGAGAGAACUUCAGCAAGGAUCUGCUGAAAGGUCUUUACAACUCCAUCAAGAGCGAGCCGCUGCAAUGGGCCAUCGACGAGGAGGAGCUGACCUCGGCGUUGACAGAGGAGGUGGACGCGCCGCUGCGCUCCAAGAGCAACCCCUUCCAGGACGUCCCUCACGACAAGGCGGCCCCCGUUAUCAAGCAGGGCUUCAUCCAGAGGAAGCUCCACGCCGAUAUUGACGGCAAGCGCACUCCUUGGGGGAAGAGACGCUGGAAAACCUUUUAUGGCGUGCUGAAGGGAAUGGUCUUUUACUUACAGAAGGACCACAGCAGGGGGGAGCAGCAGACCAACGAGGAGGUGGUUAGCGUCCAUCACUCGCUGGCCGAGCCGGCGGCCGACUACACCAAGAAGCCGCACGUCUUCCGUUUGCAGACUGCCGACUGGCGAGUUUUUCUAUUUCAAGCGUCAUCCAAAAUGGAGAUGACCUCUUGGAUCAGCCGCAUUAACUUGGUGUCGGCGCUUCACUCCGCUCCGCCCUUCCCCGCCGCCGUCGGCUCCCAGCGGAGGUUCUGUCGACCCAUCCUGCCUGCCUCGCAGUCCGCGCACACGCUCGAACGCCAGCUGCAGUCUCACGCCGGAAUGCUGGAGUCCUUCAAGACGGACCUGUCGUACCUCCAGCAGAACCCCCCGGAGGGCAAAAAAGCCCGAGGCAAGGAGAUGGAGGAGCACCGCACCAGGGCCGAGUACCUGCAGCACGAGAUAUGUCGCUACGAGAGCUACACGCGAGUGCUGGAGGCCUGGAAGGGCGUGGAGAGGACGGGAAACGGCGCUCUGAUCGCCCCCGCCCUCAGCUUGUUCGACAAAGCCAUGUGCGCUUCCCCGGUGGCCGAGGAGGGAGAGGAAGAUGAAGGCCACCUGACAAAGUCCCACUCCAGCCCCUCCCUCGACCUGGACAUGGGGUCACAGAGCGGCGUCAAAAUCAAACGCAACGUCUCCGAACGAUGGACUUACCGGAGAGUCUCACCUCGGUUGAAUAAGGACGCAUGACAGCAAGAUGGAACGUUCAGUGACAAUUGUUUAUUCCUGGUACAAAUUGAAACCCGACCACUCGUAUCCUUUUGUUUUUUCACCUCGUGCACUUUGACAAAAUUUACCUCAGGGAUUCCUAAAGGCAAAGAACCUGAUUCAUUUGUUUAUUGACCAAAAAUGUGUGGACCUGAUUGACUUAUCGUAUGCUGUGUCGCACUCGUUCCAAUGGGCCUAUCUGGUUUUUGACCGCUAGGUGGUGCUCUAGUUCAAGUAGCGUUUUGGAGGAUGUUCCGAUUGCACUUUUUCAAUCUGUUUAUGUUAAGUCAUCAUGUCAUUUUUAUGAUUGUUUUGUUCAUAUGAAGGGUCCGUUUUGAAAUGUGUUCAAUCUUUCCAAUGCUGGAGAUGUUUUUUUUUUAUUUUUUAAAUUGGUACCAAACAAAUAAUAUUUGUCAUCUCAUGUCAUAAUAUCUGCUUGAUAUUCACAUUUAAAUAUAAAAUAUAGUGAAGACUGAAUUUUUUUCGCCGCCUAUAAUUUUUCACCUGAAUUAAACUGUUUGUCAUAUCUUGAAAA